This is a messenger RNA of Sphaeramia orbicularis (orbiculate cardinalfish), 2201 nucleotides long. RefSeq lists its product as uncharacterized. Gene Ontology annotation, molecular function: DNA-binding transcription factor activity. The transcript is spliced from 5 exons. Bases 393 to 1016 code for a protein of 207 amino acids. The record is from RefSeq and is a predicted model, not a curated record. Lineage: Eukaryota; Metazoa; Chordata; Actinopteri; Kurtiformes; Apogonidae.
UGUGUGUGAGUUUGUAGCCCCUCCAGCUCCGAGCAGCAGCAGACCUGAAGAUAAACACCACUGAACUCAACUGUCCUUGCACAUUUUUCACUUUUUGUCUACAUCAUUUCAGACUCUUUCCUUGUCAUGCAUACUUCUCUCAUAAAGUAGGACUAGUAAAAGAAAAAAAGAACAGGAGUAGUUAUUAAAUUACUAGGUCUGUAAAAUAAAACAAACUACAGGCGGAAAGAAAUAGAAAAGCACUCUAGGACUCACUACAAAUCAGACGAUUGCCCGGAGUGGGCGUGGUUUACUGGAACGUCGCCGUGCACAUUUGUGGAAGCGCUGUGCCCACGCUAGUGAACUGCGUACUCGCAGUUAUCCUACCUAUGUAGUACCUUCGCCGGUUCUUCAUGAUGGCUGAUCUAUCUUGGAUAGGGACAUAUUUCACCCUCGUCAAAAGAAGCGAUGGCUACAUUACGGGCAUAGUUAACAACGAAGACGAGCUCAGAACGUUGCUGGAGAACUUCAAGAGGGCCACCCUCACAGCAUACAACAAAUGGUCUGACCACAUGUCAGAAAACUCCAAGGCUCGUCUACUGUGGCAAGUGGAGGACGAUUCUGACAACAUCCCUCUUUGUGUCACCCGGAGAAUUAUAUUGGCAUGUCAGCAUGGCAAGGGUUACAGCAGAAGAUCAAAGCAUGUGGAACAUGUUUACACCAACAAACGGUUUCAUGUUCGAAAAGGGAAGAAGGUGAACUGUCCAGCCAAACUUUUUAUUCGUCAAGUAACAAGAUUUGACACAUAUAAUGUCAAAGGGGACCCAUCCAGGGCCCAAAAAGAAGAUGCCAUGAAAAAGCUCAAACAAGACAUGGCCCAAGCAGACCCUCCACACUCAACAUUUAUCCACGAAAACUUCCACUUGUGGAAGCUCACCAAAAUCACACCAUUGGUGAGGCAGAGAGCAUGGUGGACGAUGGAUACCGAGGAAGAGAAGGCAACAUGGGCAGAUCUGAAAGAAAGGACAUCCAUUUGACACAGCUUGCAGUCAGAGAACAAUUAAAAAUAUUAACCAAUUUCUCAUAUCUAUGUGAAGACCUGGAGACUUUAACAAAAACUGCUGGAGCAUUAAAGGACAUUGUACAGUCUUGUGAAUCACAGUGCUGGGAAACAAAUGGGCUCAUAAACAAAAAAGAAGUUGUCAUCUUAAGGAAAGAAAAUCUUCGGCCACUGCCAAGGCAUAAAUUCAAAAACAAACUGUCCAAAAAGCGGAAGUGGAGCCAAGGUAAUGCUGUCAGCUACAUAAAACACAUUUGUUGAUUAAAAAAAAUAAAAAAAUCUUACCCAAGCAUGUGUCUUGUACCUUAGUGUGUUGAAUUAGGGAAACAUCUGGACUUGUGAAACAGUGCUUUAGAAUGUCUUAUUAUUAUUAUUAUUAUUAUUAUUAUUAUUAUUAUUAUUAUUACUACUACUACUACUACUACUACUUGUAGUUGUAUUGUCAUAGUUCAUCUUAAUGUUGUUUCAUUCAACAGCAUUUUCAAGUCCUCACUCCACCCCCAACCACCACCACUACCACCACCACCUCUAGAGGAGAACUCUCAGUCACAGAUCGUCUUUACACUACAUAAUGGACACAUUCAAUAUGCACACAUUAAACAGUGAACUUACUAUAUACUGUUAUUUUCAGUUUAGUUUCAUUCAAAAUUCAUCAUUCAUCCAUGUUUGUUGAAUAAUUCCUAUCUUUUUUGUGUGGAUUUUAUUAAUUCAUGUUCAGUAGACGAUACAGUAUCUAAUCAACCUCAGCUAUCAGAGCUGAUAUUAUUGUGUUUUUGUUUUCAGAUAAAAGCAGCUAAUACUUUGACAUUCAUGUUAAAUGUAAUUGUCAUUCAUUCUACUGUUAUUUUUCAUUUAGUUCAGUUAAAAAUCCCUUUUUCAUCCAUUUUGGGCAGUUACAUCAUAUAAUGAAUGGAUUAAACGUACCUCAUGUCAUUUCUGUCUUUUUGUGUGGGGGUUCAGUAGACGGUAUCUAUUUAGUUCAAUAUCUAAUCAAGUCCAGCAUUCAGAGCUGGUAUUAUGUUUUUGUUUUUAGAAAAAGCAGCUGAUACUUUGACAGUCAUGUGAAAUACCACAACAGAGAACUGCUGUCUCGUCAUUGUGAUUACCUAUACAAUUAUUUUUACUUUGGAAGCUGCAUUACAGAAGAUGGGUAUGAAACAUC